AUGCCUCCCGCCAAUAUAGACAUCGAGUCUCCUCCUGACGAGGGCGCCCGCGAAGGCACUCGCACUUCGGGGAGCGAUGAAGGCCCCACUUCGGACAAGGCCGCCCGAGCCUCCACGGCCGCCUUGUUGCGCAACCCCCUUCUAGGGUAUACUCAUAGCGAGCUCAUGGCAGACGUGGACGCCUUCACGGAGAAGUACGGACUGAAUGAGCACCGAGAUUCUUUCCGCAAAGGGGCGUUGGUCGCUCAAGCCAGCACCCGUCCUGACGGCUUUGAAGCCAUUGCCGAGCUGACAGAGGAAGAGAAGGCGGUGCUCAGAAAAGAAGUCACACAUCGUUGGGACCAGCCAUUCAUGCUGUACUUCCUCGGACUGCUAUGUGCGGGCUCGGCAAUACACGGUAUGGACCAGACUGCGGUCAAUGGUGCUCAGGAAUACUACUACAAAACAUUUAACAUUGAGGACGAAUUAAUUCAAGGUCUCCUCAAUGGUGCACCCUACGCAUUCUCGGCCCUUUUCGGCUGCUGGACUUCGCCGUUUUUGAACAAAUGGACAGGCCGCCGUGGCACCAUCUUCAUCUCGUGCUUCUUCUCCGUGGUGACUGGAUUUUGGAUGGCGGCAGCGGACUCGUGGUACAAUCUCUUGAUUGCACGGUUCGGCCUUGGCCUUGCUGUCGGCGCAAAGAGCAGCACAACACCAGUUUACUCGGCAGAAUCGGCACCGAAGGCCAUUCGCGGGGCUUUGACAAUGAUGUGGCAAAUGUGGACAGUGCCGCCCUUGAUCGUUAUGGUGCAGGUCUACUUCUGCCCAGAAAGCCCACGGUGGUACAUGGAGAAAGGCAAGUACACAAAAGCUUUCCGCUCAGUCAGCCGACUGCGUCGCCACACGAUCCAAGCCACAAGAGACAUGUAUUAUGCCCAUAAGCUCCUCGAGGUCGAGACCCAAGCAAGGAGCGGUCAUAGCUGGAAAGAAUUCUUCACCGUCCGGAGAAACAGGCGUGCCGCUACUUACUCAUAUUUUGUCAUGUUCAUGCAACAGUUUUGCGGGAUCAAUGUCGUGAUGUACUACUCGACAGCUAUCUUCGAACAGUCCGGCUUCGAGCGGAACCUGUUGCUGGUCACGUUCCCCCUGAUGGCACUCGCCUUGACCUUCACCGCCUUCAGCUUCUACAUCCCCGAGGGAACGGGGAGGCUGGCCUGCGUCGCAACCGGCAUCUACCUCUUCGCGGCCGUCUACUCGCCAGGCGCCGGGCCCGUGCCCUUCACCUACUGCGCAGAGGCGUUCCCGCUCCACAUCCGCGACAUCGGCAUGAGCAGCGCCACCGCGGUGACGUGGGGCUUCAACUUCAUCAUCAGCUUCACGUGGCCCCGCCUGAUGUCGAGUUUCACGCCGACGGGGGCGUUCAUGUGGUACGCCGGCUGGAACGUCUUCGGGUUUGUGGUCGCCUACUUCUUCCUCCCCGAGACCAAGAGCCUCACGCUUGAGGAGCUGGACACCGUCUUUGCCGUCCGGAACCGUGAUCACGCCCAGUACUAUGCGAAGAAGGCACCGUGGUACGCGAAUAAGUAUCUGCUGCGCCGGGAUGUCGCUCCGUUUCCCGAACUUUAUGAGGUUGAUGACCACCACGAUGGCCCCCAAGAGACACAGGAGAAGGCAGUGGCGCAACAAGCAGAGCGUGAUGCGGUGUCGGAUGAUUUUAGCAAGAAGGAGGUUUGA
Diaporthe citri is the source of this 1713-nucleotide messenger RNA. RefSeq lists its product as uncharacterized. Gene Ontology annotation, cellular component: membrane. Gene Ontology annotation, biological process: transmembrane transport. The record is from RefSeq and is a predicted model, not a curated record. NCBI's taxonomy places the organism in Eukaryota, Fungi, Ascomycota, Sordariomycetes, Diaporthales, Diaporthaceae. Gene Ontology annotation, molecular function: myo-inositol:proton symporter activity. Bases 1 to 1713 code for a protein of 570 amino acids. The transcript has 10 exons.